AUGGCGACAAACGAAAGCCCUCAGACUCGGGGUCUUCCCUAUCUCCCUUUGGAGAUCAAGCAACACAUCAUCUCUUUGGCUUCUCGAUCCACUCAGCUCUCCGUUCGCUCAGCUGGCAAGGAGCUGUUCGAGCUCGCCACGGAGCUUGCGUUCUCCGAGCUCCGCCUGGAGAACAAAUGGGAUUGCGAACGGCUCUUCCACGUCUCAAGAUCGCCGAACCUCGUACCACUCGUCAAAAAAAUCAGCUUUUACCCUUGGUUUGAAUGGGUUGGUCAAGAUCACUUCAUCUCGUGGAGGCUUCUUGCAAUCAUGCCGUACAUCAGGUACUUCCCAAACCUGACAAGCAUCUACUUCGGAACCACGACGCAGUUCAUGGAUGAUGUUCAGGCCGAAAAUCACGGGAAGUUCCACGACAACAACUCCAUGGACAGACUCGUCCAACACCUUAUCUACUGUAUAUCGGGCGAACAAGGCGAGUCUCAGUACCAUUUUACAUUAAACGUCAUGCGACACUAUAUUUCGGCGUUGGAACGCGCGGAUGAAGAGGUGCCCUGGAUUCGCCAAGGUCUCAAUGGAGAUGAGGAACAAGAGCUCCAAGAGCUAGACCCGGGACCUAACCACUACAUGGCCCGUCAGGCCCGACUGUUUCCAUACAGCAACCCGAGGCAUCCAGCGAAUGGUAUAUGGACACCACAAGGCCUCAACUUGCUUGAUGACCCGUUGUGGAAGGACUGGAAGAAUUGCCUCGGGCCUCCGAUCCCGCUGCAGUCUCUCAGGAUUGGCGGGCUUACCAAAGAUGGCAUGGCUGGAUACCCAAAUGAUGACGCCUUGGUAAGGUUUAGGCAAUCCUCAAAGUUGACCGAAUUAAGUCUGUGGAUGAAGCCAGAUGAACUGGAGCAUUCCGGGCACUUUGGUUUCAACAGACCUUCGCCCCAAAUGACGAACCUGCCUGUCACGUUUCUACACCCCGACAUGGCCCGGAACCUGGCAACUCUUUCUCUCUACGGAACCUCGAACUGGGGCUGGUUCCCAAGACUCGACCUGCGAGAAAUCAGUCCGAACCCGAGAAAUCCGCUGAAGGGCUGCCUCCCGAAUUUGAGAGUAUUGGCUCUCGGAGGCUUCACAUUCAAUCAGAUGUGGCAGAUCGACUGGGUCGCGUCUCUGGGGAGGGAAGGCGGUGCCCGUCAAGGACUCGAGGAGUUGUAUCUUGACACAUGCAACAUUCUUCAUUCAGCAUUCAGCUACGCGCCCGACAUGGACUCCAACUCUCGCUUCGACGUAUCCGGGUACCCGGCAGAGUGGUCCAUGACUACGACGUUGGACGAAAUGGACGCGUUCGCGCAGAGCCACCUGGAGGACACGACCUUUGGAUUAUGUUGGCACCACAUGUUGAAUUCUUGGCGGGAGAGCAUGACGUCGUUGAAGGUUUUCAAACUGGGCUACGGCGACUGGACUGAUGCCUACAUGGAUUAUGUCGCCGAGGCCAACUGCUCCGACUUGAUGCCGUUCACACGCGAUCCGCGUCUCUCGCGCCGAUUCGGCCGGUAUCGAGAACAGACGUUUUUGAACUACGACUGCCCUACACCGCCACCGUGUGAUACGGCGGACGACGGGAUGACUAGAUUGUACAAGCCAGAAGGCCACCCAGAUCCGUCAAAAUAUGUCCAUGGAGUAGGGAUCCACUCAACAGAGAGGAAGAAACUUCGGCAUGAUAAAGGCGAGUAUUAUCCUGGAUUCGGGUACUGGAAUUACGACGGCGGUGACGAAAGGCUAUGGAUCGCCAGAUUUUCCAAUGACAACUCACCGAUGCGAAAAGAGGACUGGAGGGCGUUGGACAGGUUGCGCGCGGCGGUCAGGGCCAGGUCGCUUCCAUUGGAUGUCUCUGAAUAG
This is a messenger RNA of Colletotrichum karsti, 1890 nucleotides long. RefSeq lists its product as uncharacterized. Bases 1 to 1890 code for a protein of 629 amino acids. The record is from RefSeq and is a predicted model, not a curated record. Lineage: Eukaryota; Fungi; Ascomycota; Sordariomycetes; Glomerellales; Glomerellaceae. The transcript has a single exon.